UAACAUUUUAGAUGAACACAUACAUAUACUCGUCUAUUUUGUGGACUUAAUUUAUAGUAUAUUUUACUUGUUAGUCAAGUGGUGUUAAUAUUUUGUGGUAUCCGAGCAUUUUUAACAAAUUUAAACAAAAUGAAGAAAAUUGCAAUUUUUGGUAGUACAGGAAUGACUGGUCUCUGUACUGUAGAAGCAGCUCUAAAGCAAGGUCUAGAAGUAAGAGCAUUAAUAAGAGAUCCAUCUCGUUUACCAGAAUCAUUAAGAAAUCAGAUAGAAGUCAUUACUGGUGAUGUACUAGUUACAGAAGAUGUUGAUAAGACAGUUGAGGGAAGAGAUGCUAUUGUUGUUACUUUGGGCACACGAAAUGAUUUGAGUCCAACUACAAUAAUGUCAGACGGAUUAAAAAAUAUUUUAUCUGCUAUGAAAAAAAAUAAUGUAAAAACAGUUUCAGUUUGUUUAUCAACAUUUUUAUUUUAUGAGAAGUCUAAAGUACCAGCAAUGUUUCAUGGUAUAAAUGAUGACCAUGAACGUAUGUUACAUCUAUUAGAGUCCUCCGAAGGAUUAAACUGGAUAGCUGUUAUGCCACCUCACAUAGCAGAUACCCCAUCUGGGGAUUAUAAUGUUGAAAUUGGUUCAUCUCCGGGUCGAGCCAUUUCAAAACUCGAUUUAGCUAAAUUUAUGGUAGAAUGUCUGAUCAAACCAGACUACUAUAAACAAAAAGUGGGAUUGGCAACCAAAGUAACUUCACCAUAAAGUUAUUUUCAAAUUACCAAAAUACACUUGUAUAAUAUUUUUCAUUAAAAACAAAAUGUGGAAUGGGAAAAAAUCACUAAUAUAUAAAACUGUUAGAUAUGUUAUAGAAUUAAAGAAUAUUGGAUUUAUUUGAAAUACAGAUGAAUACAUUGAGUUUUAA
Daktulosphaira vitifoliae (grape phylloxera) is the source of this 907-nucleotide messenger RNA. Its product is annotated as flavin reductase (NADPH). Bases 130 to 747 code for a protein of 205 amino acids. The record is from RefSeq and is a predicted model, not a curated record. NCBI's taxonomy places the organism in Eukaryota, Metazoa, Arthropoda, Insecta, Hemiptera, Phylloxeridae. The transcript has 6 exons.